CAGAAUGAGUAUGUCAGGUUUGGGAACAAACGCGAGAUUUUUGUAGAAUUAUUAUCUAACAUGCAUGUAAUAUUUAUAUUAUUAUGACGUGCUGGUAAUGUACAUAUAGACGAGUGUAGCCUGGCGGGAGAGGUUUUGUUUUAGGCUUGUUUUAGCUCUACACCCGGCAUGUUGUUUACACAUGUGGUCAUUUCCGUGUUUCGACACUUAAACAGAUUGUUUUUCGGUUCUCUAGAGAUCUAAAAAAACAAACAAACAAACAAAAAAAACCACUCUCACGGAGAUGGAGUGCAGCGAGGCUCCGGUGUUCACCUUCGGCUUGAUCGCUGAUAUUCAGUACGCCGAUUUAAAGGACGGUCAUAAUUUCCACGGCACCCGGAAGCGUUACUACAGAAACAGCCUGCACCUGCUGAGGAACGCGAUCAGGCACUGGAACGACGAGGAGGUGAAACCCGGCUUCAUCCUGCAGCUCGGAGACAUCAUCGACGGCUUCAACAGCAGCCACGGGGCAUCAGACAAAGCCCUGAACAAGGUGAUGGAUGAGUUCAGGAGCUGCUCUGCUCAGGUUCAUCAUGUCUGGGGCAACCAUGAGUUCUACAACUUCACCAGGAGUGCCCUGUUCUCUUCUCCGCUCAACACUGAGGUCAAAGGGGAAGAGGAGAACGAGAACACCAUGAAGGAGAUCUACGCUUAUCAUUUCAGCCCCGCUCACAAGUUCAGAUUUGUUAUCCUGGACGCCUAUGAUCUGAGUAUCAUCGGCCGGGAGGAGGCGUGUGAGAAGUACAGGCAAUCGUUUGACAUCAUCAGGGAGCACAAUCCUAAUGAGGAACUUAAUCAGCCUCCAGGCUUAUAUCCGAUGGACGGACGAUUUGUGAAGUUCAACGGAGGAUUUAGCCAAGAACAGCUCAACUGGCUGGAUAAAGUGUUGACCAGUGCUGAUGAGAAAGACGAAAAAGUCACGGUUGUGAGUCACCUUCCUGUUCAUCCCUUUUCCACUGACUUCGUAUGUCUCGCAUGGAACUUCGAUGUCAUUCUUUCUCUUCUGCAGUCUCACAAGAGCGUGGUGUGUUUCAUGGCUGGACACGACCACGACGGAGGUUAUUGUGUAGAUCCGGUCGGUAUUCACCACCUCACGGUUGAGGGUGUUAUCGAGACGCCUCCAGACUGUGAUGCUUUUGGCACUGUGUACGUAUAUGAGGAUAAGAUGAUCCUCAGAGGUCAUGGGAGGAUAAAGGACAGAGUGCUUAUGUAUCGAUGAGGAAGGAGAUAUUUAGUAUACAUAGUGUAUAUGUAGCAGAAAUUCAUUGCCUGGCCAAAAAAAGACCCACGGUCUAUUAUUGUGUUUCACCACCCUUAGCUUCAAUUAUGGUACAUAAUUUACCCAUCCCUAGCAAACUGGAGCCUUUUUUUUUUUUAAUAACCCUCACUAACCAGUGUUUUUUUUAUGGCCACACAGCUGUUUAGUCCCAAUUCUGGGAGGUUCCAUCACACUGUGUGUGUGUGUGUGUGUGUGUUUGGGGGGUGUUUGUGUGUGUCACUUAUUGUGAUUGUGAUUUAAACCGUGAUGCAUUCAUGUGUAAAAGCCUCUAUAAUUUGUCUUCAUUUUGUGUAAAAACUAUAAAAAUCAUCAUCUUAUUAUUAGGAAAAUACAGUGCUGAUAAUAUUUGAUAAAAUAUUUGCGACUACAAGUGAAAUUUAACUCUGCUUUUCAAAAAAUGUGGCUAAUUGCAGUUCAUUCAUGAUUUAGCAAGGAGGGGCAGGUUUGGAAAGCUUUUUCUCGUUAAUAAAUGAAAUCAUAAUUUUUUUACUCGGGUCAUCUUUCUGUAGUGUUAAAAUGAGUUUGAUGAUCCAAGUUAUUUAAAUGUGACAAAUAUGAAGAAAAAAAAAUCAUCAAACAUAUAACUGAUUUUUACAGUGCCAUUAUUUAUUUAACAAAAAUUAAGCCACAAAAAAUAAUAAUCAUCAUGUGGGCAAUACUAAGUCCUCCCAUGAUUUUAAUAGCCUAUAGAUGCAUAUUUAGCAGCAAUAAAUUGAAGUAAUCGGUUCCUUUAUGACUAUCAGUCUCUCGCAGGGUUUUGGCACAUUCUUCUUUACAUCAUUGCUUCAGUUCAUUGAGAUUUUUGGGCAUUUGGUUAUGCACAGCUCUCUUAAGGUCUCACCACAGCAUUUCAGAUGGGUUAAGGUCUGGACUUUGACUAGGGCUUUCCAAAGCCUAAUAAACCUUGAUUAGUUUAUUUUUUAGCCAUUCUGACAGUGAUUUAUUGGUGUGCUUCGGAUCAUUGUCCUGUUACAUGACUGAUUUUCAACCAAGCUUUAGCUGUCAGACAGAUUACUUCACACUUGCUCCUGGAAUACUGAGGAAUACAGAGGACUUCAUAGUCGACUCAAUGACUGCAACAGUGCCCAGAUCCUGUGGCUGCAAAACAAGCCCAAAUCAUCACCCUUCCACUGCUGUGCUUGACAGUGUGUCUGGAUAAGAGCGUCUGCCAAAUGCCAAAUGCCUAAAUGUAUGAAGUCUUUCUGCUGAAAUGCUGUUUGGUUUUUGCAAAAAAUGACGCUGGACAUUAAGGCCAAACAACUCCACUUUAUCAUCUGUCCAUAGGACGUUGUUCCGGAGGUCUUGUGGCUUGCUCAGUUUUGCAAACCUCAGUCAUGCUUUUAUGUUCUUUUUGAACGGAAGAGGUUUCCGCUGGCAACCCUUUCAAGCACUUUUAGGGCGAAUAUGCUGGGACGUCCACUCUUUGGAAGAUUGGGAACUGCCUCAAAUGCUUUCCACUUGUGAAUAAUCUUUCUCACUGUAAAAUUUUUAACUCCAAAUUGUUUUGAAAUGGUUUUAUAACCCUUUCCAGAUUGAUGUUCAGCAACAGUUGCUUCUCUAAGACCAGUGGUUAUGUCUUUCCCUGAUGGCAUUGUGGUAACACACACUUGAAUGCUCCAGCAAAAAGAUCAGAAAGCUUCCAAAACUUCUGCCUUUAUAAAGGUCUGCACACCUGCUCAUGAUCAGUUAAUCAAGGGCUGAUGAUUAGCAGCACCUGGCCACAACUUACCCUUUUAAAUCACAUGGAGCAGAAAGGGCUACUUACUAGUGCCCUCAUGUCCUUUGUUCCUUUUUGGCUUCAUUUUUAUUAACUUAAUAAUGAGACUGUAAAAAACAAAAAAACAUUAGUCUUAAUGAUUUUUAUUAUAUUUUUACACAAAAAAGACGCUGCACUAACUUUAACAUAUGACUGUGUGUAACUAUUAAAUGUAUCAUAUUUAAACAUAUUUAUUUAGGUCAAAUGAUGGCACAAAUGAUCACAUUAAGAGGAUGCUUUCCAAUAUUUAUUUAGCACCUUAAAUUGUAUUUUGAAAUAAUAUACAAAUAAUUAAAUUAUCGACAAACACUAUGUGAAUUCCUGACUUUGUGUGUAUUACCUCUAAUAGAUGCAGUCUAUUUCGAUUAUAUGAUUGUACAAAUAUAAUUUCUAUGCAGCACUUUUUUUAAAUGACGCACUUACAUCAAAGCGUCUAAGUGAAGUUGACUGUUCAGUAUUAUCCUUUAAUUUUUAAAAUGUAGUUGUUUUCUUUGCUUUUAUGCAGGUCCUUCUACACUGGUGAUGUUUUUUUUUUCUGGCCAGGCAAUGUAUAUUUCUGUAUACAAUAUUUAUUCAACUGACAUUAAAUCACAUAUUUAACUGACAUCAAAUAUAUUGUAACAAAUUAUUUAUUGUGCAGGAAAAAAAUACAAAUGUAUAUUUUUAUAGGUGUGAAUAUCAAAUUAUGUGAAUAAUACAAAAAUGAAAUAGAAUAUUUUAUUAAAAUAUUUUAAUAAAAUAAAACUGUCUACAUGA
Molecule: messenger RNA, 3830 nt
Organism: Clarias gariepinus (North African catfish)
Lineage: Eukaryota; Metazoa; Chordata; Actinopteri; Siluriformes; Clariidae
Gene: adprm
Product: ADP-ribose/CDP-alcohol diphosphatase, manganese-dependent
Exons: 3
Coding region: 284-1258 (324 amino acids)
Molecular function (GO): CDP-glycerol diphosphatase activity; ADP-ribose diphosphatase activity; 2',3'-cyclic-nucleotide 2'-phosphodiesterase activity
Source: RefSeq, a predicted model, not a curated record